Fusarium musae is the source of this 1083-nucleotide messenger RNA. RefSeq lists its product as uncharacterized. The transcript is spliced from 2 exons. NCBI's taxonomy places the organism in Eukaryota, Fungi, Ascomycota, Sordariomycetes, Hypocreales, Nectriaceae. The record is from RefSeq and is a predicted model, not a curated record. The coding region runs from base 1 to 1083 and encodes 360 amino acids.
AUGGCGACGCUAACCGAGACCCUGCCCGAUAGAUUCAACAAGCAUGUCGCAUUUGACAAUGUUACAGCCGGCGAACCGACCAAGAAUAAUGCUAUCUCAUUUACGCUCAAUGUUCGACAUAAGGGUUACCAGGCUAGGCGUAGGUCGCGAUGUUUCAUGGUUGGGGUUGACGAGCAUACCUACUCCGAUUAUGCGUUGCAGUGGCUGCUCGACGAACUGGUUGAUGAUGGCGACGACGUUGUUUGCGUGCGAGUAGUCGAAAAAGAACUGCGCCUUACGGACAAGCAGUACAGGGACGAUGCAGACUCGGUUAUGAAGGGAAUCGUUGCUAGGAAUGGCAAUAACAGAGCCAUCAACAUUGUCCUUGAAUAUGCCGUGGGCAAGUUGCACACGACUUUUCAACACCUAAUCCAAAUGUACCAGCCUGCAAUGCUCAUUGUGGGAACUAGAGGACGCACCCUUGGUGGUCUUCAAGGCCUGGUCAACACCCGCAACUCAUUUUCCAAAUACUGUCUCCAAUAUUCACCUGUCCCAGUGGUUGUGGUUCGACCUACCGAGAAACGCAUUAAGAAGAAGGCCAAACGUGCCAAUGACUCUGCCCGACAGACCUACGUGAGCAUGUUGGCCGCAAAUGCCGGGAAACAUGAGGCCGAUAGUGAGGCAAGUAGCACUUAUGAGCUUGAGGUCCACAACUCGCCCGAUGAAGAAGCGCACCAAGUCGCACGUGCUUUGGGACUGCCUGCAUCUUUCGAUCCUACGAUUAAGCCCCUCAACCAUAGCCAGAUAUCGAGUCGCAGAUCCCCCGACCCUACUGCUACUGCGGGCCCUGUCAAUGAGUCGUCGGAGAACCAGAGAGUUGUCAAAGACGAUGUCAGUGUCGCCGCUGAGAGCGAUGACGAUGAUGAUGACGACGACGACUCUGGAGAGUUCGAAGUUGCGAGCGGGCAACAACUCUUGGACAGGCAGAAGAUGGAUCAACUGCAUAAGAUGGAGGUCGGUGAAGCAGCAGCGUUCAAGAUGAAGGUGGACGAGGAACUCGAUGAAGAAGAUGAUACCCCCUCAGCCUUGAAAGCCACAUCAUAG